Molecule: messenger RNA, 3636 nt
Organism: Rhodotorula toruloides NP11
Lineage: Eukaryota; Fungi; Basidiomycota; Microbotryomycetes; Sporidiobolales; Sporidiobolaceae
Product: ribosome control protein 1 domain containing protein
Exons: 18
Coding region: 1-3636 (1211 amino acids)
Biological process (GO): retrograde transport, endosome to Golgi; intracellular protein transport
Cellular component (GO): cytosol; Golgi membrane; Ric1-Rgp1 guanyl-nucleotide exchange factor complex
Source: RefSeq, a predicted model, not a curated record
AUGUACUUCCCCUCGCCUCUGCCGACGACGCGGCUGUCCAUAUCGACGUCUGAAGUACCCGUCGGACCGUCGCCAUCAGCGAAGACAUCGGUCUACAAGACGCCAGGCCGCCCUUCAAAGGGCAAGUUCAAGGACUCGCUUGGAGGCGUGCAGGAGGAAGAGGGCGAGGAGAUCCUCAGCAUCGUUCGUGGACCGGAAGUCGGAGAUGGCGAGAAUGCGGGAGCGAGCCCGCAGACGCUCUGGGUUGCACUCGGGCGGGAGGAAGUGAGCGUCUGGAGCAUCCGCCCCAAGGUCGUGCUCGCAAAGCUGCGCCGAACGCCCAUCUCGCUGCGGACGCACGGCUCGAACGCCGCCGUUCACUUCCACGGUCCCUCUCGCCUCGUUGUCACGACUUCCUCAGGCCACCACCUGCUCUACUCAUUUUCGCCGGUCGUCACGAAUCCCAACAGAAAGGGAGCAAACGACGUCUAUGUCCUGCCUGGCGGAGAAAAGGCGGCGCAGGCGUGGCCGAAGGGACCGGGCGAAGGACAAGCGCUCGAGGGCAUCGUGUUGCGCGGCGAAGGCGAGCGAGGAAUGGCUAUUGGCGACGGCGUGGGCUGCGUCUGCGUCACGCCCUCCGACCUCCUCGUCGCUGUUCAAGACCCGCCCUCUCUCCGCGUCAUCCCCUUUCCGAACAUCUCAUCCGAAGCAUCAGCUUCGACGUCGCGCCUCCCUACCUUCGGUCGACCAGCACCACCUCCAGUUCAGCGAAGAGGCUCAGGUUGGGACAGCCUGCCCGCGGGACUGGCGGGUGAAGGCGAGUCUGAAGCGGUCGUCCUCGACGAGUGGGACUGGCUCGUCGGACGAGACAGAAAAGAUGUCAGCAUCUCCACCCUGACCCCGCUGUCCGACUCUUCAUCCGCCUCAAACGCCGCGCCACUUCCGCCUUACCGCACCCUCUCUCGUCAGUCAUCCUAUGCCUCGCUUUCGUCAUACUCGCUUCAUCCACCCGCCACGCCUCGACACGCCACGACCUUCAUCAUGACAACCUCGGACGGUCGCGCCUACAUCGUCCGAUGGGCACCUCCAGCCCCUUCACACGACGCUGCCACCCCUUUGUAUACGCCGGCAGGCGCAUCGACCGCUUCCCUACUUUCGCCUCUCUCGCCGACCGACGAAAGCGGACCCAACCUCGCCGCAAAUCGCUGGACGUGGACAGGCCUCUGCUUUCAUCCGGCUGCUCCUGGCGAGCGAGGCAGUGAGGAAUGGGUCGCAGCACAGGAGAAGGAGCUGGAUAAAGGGAAAGGCGCGAGUGCGGUGGAUUUGAACGAGCAGAUGGGCCUGGUCACCGUUGGCUGCGAAGACGGCACCAUCGCGGUUUACUCGCUCGAGCCCCCGCCCGGUCAAGUUCGGCGAUCGAAACGCAGCGACCGAUUUUCCGUCCCGACCCUCUCGCACACAUCCUCUCUUCGCGACUCGCUCAACACGACUGCUAGUGCAUUAGCGACCGGUCGCGUCCAGACUUCCGAUGGUUACGGGCUUGCGUGCGGUUGGUCGCUUGGGUGGUCUGUCUGGUCGGUCUAUGGCCGACUGGGCUCGUGGAGCGUCGCUGGCUCCCUCGACGGCGGAGGGUACGGCGUCGAAGGCGAGAAGAGCGAUAGCUUCGAGGAUGGGUUCAUGAUGGGUGUCCGGGCUCUUUUCUGGAGUCCCGGCAACACCGAACUCUUCGUCCUCUGCCCGCCACCAGUUCACCCGAAGCGGAAACCGCACGACGAGCAGCUCUUCGUCGUUCCUUUCGCCAAGAGCGCGGUUACGGCUGCGCAUACUCCGGACAACACGAAGAAUGCCUUCCUGCAGAUGGACGACCGAGUGCUCGUGUACCGAGGAGCAGAUCAGCCGGACAUGAGCGUCAUCAACCCGGAGUCGGACGUCUGGCAGCACAUCAAAAUCCCGGCGCCCUACAUCGCUACGCAGUACCCGAUCCGCUACGCUGUCAUCUCCUCCGAUGCUCGCCUCAUCGCCGUUGCCGGUCAGCGAGGCUUGACGCACUACAAUGCGUUGAGCGGUCGGUGGAAGCUGUUCGAGAUGGAGAAGGAAGAAGAGGCAAUCAAGAUUGUUGGCGGCAUGGCUUGGUGGGGGAACGUUCUCAUCGUUGGCUGUCUCGAGGGUGGGCAAUAUCAACUUCGCCUCUUCUCACGCGACAAGCCUCUCACCCUUGCCGACUCGCUCGAGAUCGUCCCUCUCGACUCCGAACCGCUCGUCCUCUCCGUCUUCGACUCCUCCCUCCUUGUCUACACCGCCGACAAUACCUUCCACCACUUCCUCAUCCGACAUGUGCGAGGCUCGACGCCGAGACUGCGAGUCUGCGGCAGCAUCGGGUUCGAAGGCGUCGUUGCCGAUCCGAGGAAGGUCAGGGGCUUGAGCUGGCUCGUUCCUAAGUCACAACAGCGCUUCGGAGAUCCCGCAGACGACCUCAACGUCGCGACCAUCAUUUUCCUGAUCUCCGGUCGCCUCGUCCUCCUGCGACCUCGCCGAGCCGCUUCCGAGGAAGUCAAGUACGACCUGCAGAUCCUCGCCGACCAGGUCGAGUUCUACUGGACGCACCUGAGCGGCAUCGGAACUCUCGAGAACUCGCUGUGGGCGUGGGAUGGUCACAAGAUCCGCAUUUGGCUCGAUGCGCUGACGAUCGAGAAGGUGCGGGUCGAUGCGCGGAGAGAUGCAUACGAGACGGUCAAGGAGAGCGUCGGGAUCUCGCUCGACUUUUACCCGCUGGCCGUCCUCAUGGACAAGGGCAUCAUCGUCGGCGUCGACCAGGAGACGUCCCUGCGAAGAUCGCUCGACUUUGCCAUCUUCCGCAUCAUCACCACUACCCACCUCUUCAUUCACCACAUCCUCCGCUUCCACCUCGACCGCUCCCAACCACGGGAAGCGGUUCUUUUCGCCUCCUUCUACCAGCACCUCGUCUACUUCGCACACGCACUGGAGAUCCUCCUGCACGACGUGCUAGAGGACGAAGCCGAUGCGCAGAAGGACACGCAGUCGAACUCGCUCGUUCUGCCGCGCGUUAUCGAUUUCCUCGACCACUUCGAUGAAUGCCUGCAAGUCGUCGUCAACUGCGCGCGAAAGACGGAGGUCACGCGGUGGGAGUUCCUCUUCGAUAUCGUCGGCAAGCCUCGCGACUUGUUUGAGAAAUGUAUCACUUCCGGCUUUCUCAAGGUCGCGGCGUCCUACCUUCUCGUCCUGCACAACCUCGAGCCCCUCGAGCAGAGUAGCAAGGAUACGGUGCGGCUACUCAAGACGGCGAUGGACGCAGGCGAAUGGACGCUCUGCCGAGAACUGCUACGCUUCCUGUACUCGCUCGACCGCACCGGCGCCAUUCUGCGAACGGCUCUGCAAGAAAGCAACGCCUUGCCGUCCGACUACUUGCCCGCCGUCACUGGCUACGAGCCGCCAGAAACGGACGACUUCCGCCGCGCCCUCGCCCUCUCAUCUUCGCCGCCAACUCGCCUGUCCUUCUCGGCCUCCUCGCAGGGUCGAAGAAGCGAAGAAAGGGCGGUACCGCCGACUGGUCGACUGGGAGGACUCGGCGUCGGAGGGUUGGAAGAGAGGGGGAUGCCUAGCGGUGCUGAGGGCGGUGGGAGGAGCAGGAUGGUGUAG